AUGAAAGAGCAGGCCCGCGAAUUGGGUCUUAUUCAAACAUCACAACACGACCAAGACCUUUCUUCCAUCAAAGUCGAAAACUGUGUGGGUUUCACCAAAGUGCCCCUCAGCCUAGCCGGCCCUUUACGGAUUGUCGGCCGCGGUGUUGACAGAAGGUUGUACCCACCAUUGGUAAUCUACGAGGCGAUGCUUGUUGCCAGUUGCCCCCGCGGCUGCAAAGCCUUUGACUCUUCUGGUGGGGUGCAGGUUCACGUGUUUGAAGAUGGCUUGUCUCGAGGCCCUGUCUUCAUCUUCAAGGAUCCUGGCGCUGCGAUAGCCUCGCACAAAGCGGCCCCGACAUUGCAGGAUGAGUUUGCAGGGUGGUCGACGUCGAUGGGCUGCUUCUUGAAGUUAAAGAAACUGAACCCCUAUCCUUAUGGAGACGCUGCCGGGCAGAACAUGACAACCAAGGCCACCUCUUACGCACGCGACAUGCUCUGA
Molecule: messenger RNA, 480 nt
Organism: Fusarium vanettenii 77-13-4
Lineage: Eukaryota; Fungi; Ascomycota; Sordariomycetes; Hypocreales; Nectriaceae
Exons: 2
Coding region: 1-480 (159 amino acids)
Biological process (GO): coenzyme A metabolic process
Molecular function (GO): hydroxymethylglutaryl-CoA reductase (NADPH) activity
Source: RefSeq, a predicted model, not a curated record